AUGGCGAGUGGUGGUUGCAGUAAUAAGAAGAAGCCAGUAAAGAUUGUUAUUGUCACUACGGAGUAUGUUGAAACUGAUGCCAUGAAUUUUAAGUCUGUUGUGCAGAAGCUUACCGGUAAGUAUUCUUAUGAUGAAAGUGUAGUUGUCGAUGAAGCUACUGAAGCUCAAAAAGUUAAUAAUCUAAGAGGGUUUGAUGUGGCUGCUUGUGUAAAUGGUCAUGCCGGAAGAAGCUCUUUUUAUAUGAGUGAUUUGUUGUUGAAGGAAUAUGACAUGUUGCAUAGAGAGUUACUGCCAAACGAACACUUUUUGUUUCAGUCACAAAUUUAA
Lathyrus sativus (Indian pea) is the source of this 327-nucleotide messenger RNA. The record is from the annotation of a GenBank genome assembly. NCBI's taxonomy places the organism in Eukaryota, Viridiplantae, Streptophyta, Magnoliopsida, Fabales, Fabaceae.